Molecule: messenger RNA, 1866 nt
Organism: Linum tenue
Lineage: Eukaryota; Viridiplantae; Streptophyta; Magnoliopsida; Malpighiales; Linaceae
Source: the annotation of a GenBank genome assembly
CAACAUAGAGAGAAGAAAAGUCAAAGAAUUACACCUCUUGCUUCUUCCCCGUUUCCGCCACCCUAUUGGAUUUCUGAUCCUCCAAGGAACUUAGCCAUUAUUCCAUUAACCCAUCCCACCCAGUCCCAAUCCAAAGACCAAAACCCCCCAAUUUGAAACCUAAUUAAUUAAUUAAAAAUUGAUUAUGCAUUUUCAUGCGUAAUAAUAUAAUUUGACAGAGCACAAAAUAUAAACCAAUAAUAAAAGAACCCAAUCCCCUCUUCCUUCCUUCCCUCAUUUCUUCAUCGUCGUCUUCGGCUCAUCCGUCCUUCUUAUUCGAAGUUCCAUCCAAACUCACACCCCUAAAUACGUGUAGAAAGAAAGACAGAAUCGCAUAGUGAUCUCCACCGCCGGCGGCUCCCCACACUUGGUCUGCUCCCCCGCCGUCCCCGUCUGAUGAGCAACGACAACGCCGCCCCUUCCUCCAGUUCCGCUGCUGCCAAUGGAUCGGCCGAUGCUGCUGCUCCCAGGCGCAAUUCCAAGCGACCUAAAUAUUCUAAGUUUACACAACAGGAACUUCCUGCUUGCAAACCGAUUCUAACGCCAGGAUGGGUGAUCUCCGCUUUCUUGCUGGUCAGCGUCAUCUUCGUCCCAAUUGGAGUUGCUUCCUUGUUUGCUUCCAGAGAUGUUGUUGAGGUCGUUGACCGCUAUGAAACAGCAUGUAUUCCUCCUCAAAACAGAACUAACAAGGUUGCGUAUAUUCAGAGUUCUUCCAAUAAAACAUGCGUCAGAGUCCUAACUGUUCCAAAGCGUAUGAAGGCGCCUAUUUAUAUUUACUACGAGCUUGACAACUUCUACCAGAAUCACCGCAGAUAUGUGAAGAGCAGAAGCGAUCAGCAAUUGAAAAGUAACAGUAGUCAGAACGACACAAGUACUUGCAAGCCUGAAGAUCUGGUUAAUGGAACAGCUAUUGUGCCAUGUGGUCUUAUAGCUUGGAGUUUAUUUAAUGAUACAUAUAGCUUCUCUCGUGGAAAUGAAUCGUUGAAUGUGAAUAAGAAGGACAUUUCAUGGAAGAGCGACAGAGAACACAAGUUUGGUGACAAUGUGUUCCCUAAGAAUUUCCAGAGCGGAGGACUCAAAGGUGGUGGGAGUCUCAACGAAUCGAAACCGCUUAGCGAGCAGGAGGAUCUCAUUGUGUGGAUGAGAACUGCAGCUCUACCAACUUUCAGAAAGUUGUAUGGGAGGAUAGAGGUGGAUCUCAACAGAGGUGAUACAAUAAAUGUUACAUUGGGCAACCACUACAAUACCUACAGUUUCAACGGCAAGAAGAGACUUGUGCUUUCAACAACUAGCUGGCUCGGUGGGAAGAAUGACUUUCUCGGCAUUGCUUACCUUACAGUUGGAGGGUUAUGUCUGUUCUUGGCAGUAUGUUUCAUCAUAGUGUAUCUUGUGAAGCCACGGCGCCUUGGAGACCCCUCUUAUCUAUCAUGGAACAGAAGUCCUGGAGGACGUUAAGAGGAAGAGAGGCGGCACCUUUUGUAGAACGAACCUGAUGGGCUAACCCAAAUAUGCUUGAUGUAUCCAUUUAAUGUGUUUGAGAAAGAUGUUAAAAGGACAACUUGUUCGGUGUAAUAUCUUAUUUGUUGUGUGAAGACAAGGAAUUCAUGCAUAAUUUCUAGGAAUAGGGAUCAUAGAAUUUGUUUAGAGCAUCCUACGAAUCUCGUGUCUUUGCUUCCUGCCUCUUGCCCGACGAGUCUGAUACGGAAACACCGCAAAAAGGCGACAUGGACCUGUCAACCAUAUUGAAAACGGAGAAACGGAUGCUAGAAAUGUUUAAACGAGAUAAAUUUCACAUGAAUUGAAAUUAGCGAUAUUGUGAAAUAUCGC